Messenger RNA from Lutra lutra (Eurasian river otter), 3253 nucleotides. RefSeq names its product gap junction protein alpha 5 (gene GJA5). NCBI's taxonomy places the organism in Eukaryota, Metazoa, Chordata, Mammalia, Carnivora, Mustelidae. The coding region runs from base 309 to 1385 and encodes 358 amino acids. Gene Ontology annotation, cellular component: connexin complex. Gene Ontology annotation, biological process: cell communication. The record is from RefSeq and is a predicted model, not a curated record. The transcript is spliced from 3 exons.
GACAGUCAAAAGGGGGUGGGAGAGCAACUGACAGGCUGAGUGAGAGCUGGGAAGAGUGGGCAGCGGAGGAGGCAGCCAGGAACCCAGGACCAGAGAAGCCCGUGGAAAUUCCAGAGAGAAGGACUGGGGAGAAGUGAUCAAGGUUCAGGGGUGGAAGCCCCCACUGGACUUCUGAGGAAGUUGCCCACAUGGCUGUAGGACCCGUUUGGUUGUUUCCCCUGAGGUUGAAGAGGCAAUCCCCAAAUCGCAGUCAGGAGAGGAGUGGAAGUCCUAAAUAAGUUCUGGUGGCUGUCUCCUGCUGAGUCAGGAUGGGUGACUGGAGCUUCCUGGGAGAGUUCCUGGAGGAAGUACACAAGCACUCUACAGUGAUCGGCAAGGUCUGGCUCACCGUCCUCUUCAUAUUCCGCAUGCUGGUGCUGGGCACGGCUGCCGAGUCAUCCUGGGGGGAUGAGCAGGCCGACUUCCAAUGUGAUACCAUGCAGCCCGGCUGCGGGAACGUCUGCUAUGACCAAGCCUUCCCCAUCUCGCACAUCCGCUACUGGGUGCUACAGAUCAUCUUCGUGUCCACACCAUCGCUGGUGUACAUGGGUCAUGCCAUGCACACAGUGCGCAUGCAGGAGAAGCGGAAGCUGAGGGAGGCUGAGAGGGCCAAAGAGGUCCGGGGCACUGGCUCUUAUGAGUACCCAGUGGCUGAGAAGGCAGAGCUGUCCUGCUGGGAGGAAGUGAACGGGAGGAUUGUCCUCCAGGGCACUCUGCUCAACACCUAUGUCUGCAGCAUCCUGAUUCGCACAACCAUGGAGGUGGCCUUCAUCGUGGGUCAGUACCUCCUCUACGGGAUCUUCCUGGACACCCUGCAUGUCUGCCGCAGGAGUCCCUGUCCCCACCCAGUCAACUGUUAUGUAUCCCGGCCCACGGAGAAGAAUGUCUUCAUCGUCUUUAUGCUGGCUGUGGCAGCGCUGUCCCUCUUCCUCAGCCUGGCUGAGCUCUACCACCUGGGCUGGAAGAAGAUCAGACAGCGCUUUGUCAGAUCUCAGCAGAGUACAGCCGAGUGUCAGCUUCCUGGCCCCUCUGCCGGCAUGGUCCAGAACUGCACACCACCCCCUGACUUUAAUCAGUGUCUAGAGAAUGGCCCUGGGGGCAAAUUCUUCAAUCCCUUCAGUAACAAGAUGGCUUCCCAGCAGAACACCGAGAACCUGGCCACUGAGCAAGUGCAAGGCCAGGAGGCGAUUCCUGGGGAGGGCUUUAUUCACAUCCAUUACGGCCAGAAGCCUGAGGUACCCAAUGGGGCCUCCCCGGGUCACCGCCUUCCCAUUGGCUAUCCAAGUGACAAGCGCCGUCUCAGUAAGGCCAGCAGCAAGGCCAGGUCAGAUGACCUAUCAGUGUGACCCUCUAGUGUUGGGGAGGGGGGAAUCCAGGACUAGGUGGGAACAGAGGAAGCUCACAGAGGGAAGAUGUGUCCCUAUCGACCCCAUCUCUCAUUCUCAUACCUGCUCUGCUCCUUUUGGGCUUCAGGUCUCUGUGGCAUUGCUCAUUUAUUCCAGAAGGUAGGACCAGGCCUCUUCGAGUGCAGGCAGUGACAUGGUUACCCACCCCAGCUGCUGUCCCUUCCCAUCCUCUACCAGUGUACAUAGAAGGUUUUCAGAUUCUUUGGUCAACAGGCCAGAGGAAGAAAAGGGAACAGCAGUAAAUCAAGGCACGGGAGGGAUAGCCAGAAGGACAGAAUGGCUCUCUACAUACCAGCCACAUACCAGAUGGGUUCUCCAAGUCUCUAUGGAUUCCUCGACCUGAUUGCCCUUCUUCUUGCAAUGAAAAACCCAAAGAUCCCAGCCAGUAAAGAGCAUCAAUCAAAGACCUUCCAUUAGAUGUGCUCUUGAAUCUGUUGUCUCCAUGGGUCAAAAUUUGUAGUGAUGUUAAGGUGGCCUUGGGCUGCCCUGGGCUGCCUUCCCUGUACCCAGUCUUCCUUAAAAAGAGGUCCUUGGAACUUGACCAGCAGCCUCAACUUUACAAGUGUUUUGGUAUGUACCUCUGGCAAAUGUCCUCCUUAGUGAAGCUGCAGCCUUUACUUCUGCCAGGGUGAAAACUGGCCCAUGGGGGUGCAAGCUCCCCCAGGGAGUGACUAUAUACACAGGCUCCACUGGAAUCCCUGCCACCACCUGUCAUCCUGCAGCUCUUUACAGCUCAACCCGAUGAUAGAAACCAUCCCAUCCCUUCCUUCCUUGGCUGUUCACCCAGUGCUCCCCUAAAGAUCUUAUCAACCAGAGUGCCCAAGAAGCCGUCGUCCUCUCUCAGAUCCUGACCAGAUCACCAGCCACAAGGGCCAAUGGAAUUUCCCUAGGUCUUAUUAAAACAAAGAGGGCAUUGUGCUUCUCAAAUUCCCUUUGGGAAAAAAUAAUUCUGCUGUGAAGAUAAAAAUAAAAAAAGAGAGAAAAUACUGGAAAACUGUUUCCCCCUCCUAUUUAUUUCCCUUUCUGACUGCCAACUUAGAGUGCCAAGAGGAGGCAUGAUGACAGCUAUGGAGCCCCCAGAUCUCUCUCUCCCUGGAGGGCUUAGCAGGGGCAUGGAAGCGGUAAGGGAAUCUCCAGCUCUCUUGGCAGGGGCCUCUUUUAAGAGCACAGUGAUUCCUAUGUCUCCCUGGUGCUCCUAAUGAGACAGCUAGAAAGCAGUGGUGACUGCGGACUGUGGAAAAGUCCUGCCUUCCCAGGGACUGGCCUGGUUUCUCUGUUCAGUCCAUCCAUAAUGGGUGGUUGCCAUUAUGGAUGAAGUAAAGGAUGCUCAGAAUUGGAUACUGAGAUUUAUAGGGAGAUGAUUACUUUUUAAAAUGCAUGCGUGUGUGUGUGUGUGUGUGUGUCUACACUGACAGGGUGGGUGAAGGGGAGGGGAGUCUGAAAUAAGGAAAGGAAACUUUAGAGGAACUUGUGUCUUCCUGCCCUCACCUCCAGAUGCUGGUGGAGGGGCUGAGACUCACUGUUUCCAGUGGCAUCGGCCUAUGUGGAUGAGAAGUUGGGCAGAGGAGGGUGAAGGCUCAGAAGGUGUCUUAGCCUCUACCCCCCAUCAUCCAUCUCCAGGCCCUUCUGCUGAUGUUUGGCUGCUAUUGGUGUGUGGAGAGAAGGAUGAGGGUAGAGAGUUGGAGGGGACUGACUGGGAGGCCAUUUAGGUAAGAAUGGUCAUCAGAGGUCCCUAGAGAGAACACCUUUUUAUCUUUUGUCUGGCACCAGCAUUAAGACUCUCUGCAAAACAAAACAAAACAAAACAA